This is a messenger RNA of Truncatella angustata, 2365 nucleotides long. Its product is annotated as ABC1 family-domain-containing protein. Lineage: Eukaryota; Fungi; Ascomycota; Sordariomycetes; Amphisphaeriales; Sporocadaceae. The coding region runs from base 152 to 2200 and encodes 682 amino acids. The transcript has a single exon. The record is from RefSeq and is a predicted model, not a curated record.
CGCCGUACCACUGCGUCAUUGAAAUCAAUUUUCCGAUUAUGGACAUUCUUACGCUUUGUUUUCGUUGUAAAAAAAAAUCUGGAGGCUUGGAAGCUUUCGUGUUUCCUCCCUCUUCUCCGCGACGAGUGCAUGUUUCUCACCAGCGGCAGUUAUGUUUCGUCCACGCAUAGCAGGUCUCUGCAACACGAGCCAGCUAUCGCAUUCUGCUGUCGUAGCAGCAGCAUCACGGCGGACGGUGUCUCGUGACACUAUUCUGCAACGAGCUCCCGCUUUCCCACGAACUCAACGUCUCCCUCCUGCUAGCCGCCGCCAUGUUCAAACCACGUCGCAGUUCCAACCCAUGCGGCCGCCGUCUCCCGAGUCCCUCGGCAGGCCAACGGCCGCUCGCGAGUUCAAGCGCAGCCGCAAAUGGCUGCGGCGGCUCGUGAUCGCGACCACCGUCGGCGGGACCUUAUAUCUCUUCGACAGGCAGCUGUUCGCCUCCGGCAUCACGCGGUCGCUCCGCACGUUCGGCAACGGUCUCUACGUCGCCAUGGACUACAAGCUCAACUUCCGGCCCGAGCCGCUCCUGGGGGGCACCGUCGGCGACCUGCACCGGCGGAGCGCCGAGCGGCUGUUUGAGCUGCUGCGCGAGAACGGCGGUCUAUAUCUCAAGAUUGGUCAGGCGAUCGCCAUGCAGAGCGCCGUGCUGCCGCCGGAGUUCCAGAAGAUGUUCGCGCGCAUGUUCGACGAUGCGCCGUCGCACGCCUGGAAAGACGUCGAGAAGGUGAUAAGGCAGGACUUCGGCGGGAAGAGCACAGAAGAGGUGUUCGGCGUCAGUUUCACCGGUGAAGAGGGAAAGGGCAUUUUAGAGAGAAAGGCAAGAGCCAGCGCGAGCGUGGCGCAGGUACAUUGGGCCAGGCUGCCGGAUGGCAGGGAGGUGGCCAUCAAGAUCCAGAAGCCUGAGAUUGAGAAACAAGUUGGCUGGGAUCUGUGGGCAUUUAAAGUCGUCAUGAAGGUAUACACAUACUGGUUUGAUAUACCAUUAUACUCGAUAGUUCCGUUCAUCUCGGAACGGUUAUUGCUCGAAACGGACUUCCAGUCCGAGGCGCAGAACUCAGAGACAAUGCGGAAACUGAUCAGCACCGAACCUAGCCUGAAAGGAAGAGUAUACAUUCCACAAGUUUAUCCAGAGUUCACGACGAAACGUAUCUUGGUCACUGAAUGGAUCGAGGGCGUGCGGUUGUGGGACAAAACCGCGAUGACGAAUAGCUGGAGAGGCGGCUACGGUCGAGGCUCAGAGGGCGUACACGGUGCCCAGCUCAGCUCGCCGGACAUGGAAGAGAUUAGGAGAAAGAUUCGAGAUAACCCGGAAACGAACGAACUCAAGCCCAACCGUGAAUUCUGGAGAGGACGCAACGGCAAAGGAGGUCUAGGUUUGUCUACCAAGGAGAUUAUGACCACUAUCGUCGACCUCUUCUCUGCUCAGAUUUUCAAAUGGGGUGUUGUGCACUGUGAUCCUCACCCUGGCAAUAUCUUUAUUCGGCGAUUACCAUCGGGCAGGUCGGAAGUUGUGUUGAUCGACCAUGGUCUCUACGUAUACAUGUCGCCAAAGUUUAAGAACCAGUACGCCCGUUUCUGGAAGUCGUUGAUGACGUUCGACAAUGAUACGAUUGGUGAGAUCUCAGAAGAUUGGGGCAUCAAAGCUCCAGAUAUCUUCGCCUCCGCGACUUUGAUGCGUCCCUACGACGGCGGAGACGGAAGCGCCAAGAAUGAAAUCCUACGAGAAAUGGAGGGCAAGACACCGGCCGAACGUCACUUCGAGGUGCAGCAACGCAUGAAGCAGGGACUUCGCGAAAUGCUGGCGGACGAGGAUAAGUGGCCGAAGGAGCUCAUCUUUAUUGGCCGCAACAUGCGCAUCGUGCAAGGCAACAAUCAAUUCAUGGGCUCACCAGUAAACCGUAUCAAGAUGAUGGGCAACUGGGCGAGUCGGUCUUUAUUUGAGGAUCCGAACCUGCCGUGGGCGCAAAGAUUUGCGAACAUGUGGCGACAUAUGUUGUUCAAGACCGUUCUUGUGGCAUCAGACGUCGCGUUCUACGGUUUCAAGGUCAGACAGUGGCUUGGCCUUGGAGGAGGAAUGGAGGAUGAGGUUGAGGCUCGCAUGAGGGAAAUGGCCAAGGAUUUCGGCGUCGAGUUACAGCAUGAGAUCUUUGAGGGGUGAGAUCUGUACAUUACAUAGUAGAUGCAUGUGCACGGAUUGGUCCUGUUAGAGUAAGAUUUGUGUAUAGAGGAUAGAGAUCACCAUGUGGCCUAUACUGUAGAUAUCCCCACUUGCAAUUGAAAUACCUAAUCAUUUGACAGUCCACAGCAAUCAGGACGUCGGCAC